Messenger RNA from Symsagittifera roscoffensis, 1349 nucleotides. RefSeq lists its product as uncharacterized. The transcript has 2 exons. The record is from RefSeq and is a predicted model, not a curated record. NCBI's taxonomy places the organism in Eukaryota, Metazoa, Xenacoelomorpha, Acoela, Convolutidae. Bases 113 to 1186 code for a protein of 357 amino acids.
GAUCACAGAAUUUAUUUUAGCAAUAUAUAGCAACUGUUCAGAUUAAACCGAUGAAAGUUAAAAGUUGUUGCUUGUUUUGAGAAGACUAACUUUUUCAACUGGCAUCAUAGUAAUGGCCCUUAGACGACCUAGCCGCAGAUCAUCCAGUCCUCCCCCCUCCCCCUUUGCACCCGAGUCAAGACCGAAUCUAGACCAGACACUUGAGAAAUUGAGCCAAACUGAACGAGGCACCAACUCACGAGUUCGCGUACUCCGAGAGCUGUUCUACAAAAGCCGAAACAACGAAGAAUUCUGCAACGAGUUGGUCAAAACGGCCGUCAUCGAAAUUGUCAUUUUGGAAACCAUAAACACCAACGACCACGAAACCGAACGAAAUUGGGCGGCCGGAAUAUUGGAGAAUAUUCUAGAAUGUUCAAAAAACGGUAGAGAUCAGUGUUAUAAAAACGGUGGCGUUCGAAUUUUGAUGAAAAGAAUCUACAAAGAGAAGACGAAUUCGGAAACUAAACGAAGUUGCGUGGCGGCGCUUGGCCAGGUUAUUAAAAUUAAUAAAGAGGCAAAAGAAAGUUGUGUUAAGUUUGGGGGAGUGAAAAUGUUCAUGGAUCUACUUGAGAAUUACGAUUCGGCAAUCGGAGUCGAGAUUGUAAACGCGCUCGGAAAUCUGAUGCAAGAUCUUCCCGACGAAGUCGCCUCGGAAGUCGCCGAGCGCGGCGGUUGCGAUCAGUUCAUCAAAAGAAUAGAGUGCAACAUGUAUAAGUGUGACAGAGUUUACGGGUUACAAGCGAUGGCGAGUAUGUUGCCGAAAGUCGAGAAAGCUCGUGACGAAUGCAUUGAAAAAGAGUUCCAACAAAAGUUGAUGGAGUUGAUCGAAAACGAAGAUGAAGAUAAUGACGAAAUAAAACUUCACGCUUCACAUUGCUUGGUUACAUUAUGCAAUCACAGCGGUGAAGUUGUGACGCAAUGUAAAGAGAAUUACGUGUUGAUAUUCUUGGACCCCCUGAUGAUUAGCCCACAAUACGAGGGGGACGAUUUGGAUGAGAAAGUGGGGAAGGUUAAAGAGUUGGUGAAAUUGUUGGGAGGGGUGGAAAAACAGAUGGCGAAGUUGAAAUUGGACCCACCCCCUCUGGGAAAGAAGAAACAACAACAAGCACCUGUAGACGAAGAGGGGGAGGAUGAAGUUAUUCAAUAAAAGAAAUCGGAAUUUAUAAUCAAAAAGAAAGUAUAGAACAAUUUAAUAACUAUUUCUGUAAAUUGCGGUGUUGGGAAAUAUGAUAGAAUAUGUAUGUACAUGUAAUCAUUGAGAUCUCCAUUUUUUUUAAAACUUUGCGAUGGCUUUUACUUUAAUUCUUGGU